AUGUCGUCUGCCCAUCCUCACCUUCUAAAUAGCCAAGAAGAGGCCGAAUUGGGUAGUGAUCUCUCCUUGAAUCAGCUUGUCCUUGAGCGAAGCCAAACUGCCACCAAGACUGCCGAAGACAUCAAGCAGGAAGAACUACUCAGACGAGCAGCAGAUAAAAAGAACAAUUAUGACAAUCUCGGUGCUUUUCCAGCACCUGCAAUUUCCAGACGACCAGUUGCAAAUGCACGGAAGAAAGCACCAGAUAAUGUUACCGCUAAAGCAGUCGGUACAAACGCUAGAGAGGCUGAUGAUCAAAGGCAAAAAGACGAGCUUGCCUUGUUGAGAGUUGUAGCUGAGCGAUCUGCCACUGCCAGCAGAGAAGAGGCAGAAUUGGCAGAAAGCACUAACAAGAGCAACAGCACAGUGGCGGUUGGAAGCAGACCCGUCGGAUCACAAGCUUUCAAUCCUGGUGAUUAUGUUUCUGAAAAAGGGGACACCAUCAACCUCAUGGCCAUUGCGGCACAAAGAAGUGUUGAUGAUGAUGCUACACCCAGCAUGGCAGUAACAGAUAGUCAUGCUCCUCCUGAUGCUUCUGGCGAUGUUGUUACAUUUAAUCCUGCAUCGAAUCCAGCUGCGGGCAUUGAAUAUGACCAUCAAACAGGGCGCCCGAUGACCAAGCACAGCCUACCACCAGGCUCUGUCACUCCUGGUGCUUAUUCAGGAGCGCCAGGUGCCAACUAUCAAGCCGUGGAUCCAGUGAGAUUGGAUGUGCUGGGAGCAUCUUCUCAGCCAAGGCAGGAGGCACCAGGACAAAUAGAAGAUGCGGAAGCCAAUACUGCCGAGACUUUGGAGGAGAAGAAAAGAAAUCCUGCGGUGAUUGGUGCAGCAAUUGCUGUACUGGUGGUAGUUAUCAUUCUGGCAAUUGCCAUUCCGCUGGCUGUUGAGGGGGGAAAUGGUGAAUCCCCUAAAAUGGAGAAUAACCAAGAACUCAGUAUCGAUAAGGAGCUACUUCCCAAUGCCCCUAUUUCCACGUGGGAAUCCAUUGUCAAUGAUCAAGAAUCACCCCAAUUAAGAGCCUACACCUGGCUGAAUCUUGAUCCCAACCUAGCAAGCUAUGAAAUUUGGCAAAAGGAACAGAGAUUUGCUUUGGCCUCCUUCUACUAUGCCUUCAACGGUAUGACAUGGAAUAUUCUUCAAACACAAAAAGAGUGGCUUGGCUACGAAACCAAUGAAUGUGAAUGGGGGGGCUUCUAUUCGGGUUCUUUGUACAAUCAUUUGAGUUGUAACAAUAAUGAUAGGGUAACAAUGAUUGCUGUGACAAGAGAGGCUAACUUCCGUGGAACACUUCCGCCUGAGAUAUCCUUAUUGGGAACCUUGAAAGAGCUGAAGUUCAGGGAUUCACAAUUAUCAGGCAUGAUUCCAUCCGAGGUUGGUUUGCUGUUGUCAUUGACUGACAUUGACUUGAGCAGCAACCAAUUGGCAUCCUUCCUUCUGAGAUUGGCUUGUUGA
This is a messenger RNA of Seminavis robusta, 1491 nucleotides long. The record is from the annotation of a GenBank genome assembly. NCBI's taxonomy places the organism in Eukaryota, Bacillariophyta, Bacillariophyceae, Naviculales, Naviculaceae.